UAGAAAUGGGUGGAUUUCAAUAGUAGACGCUCUAUAAGACCUCAGAUACUCGCGUUGGCGGUAAGAAUGUGUCGGGUCAGUCGCUGCCGCAAUUUGUUGACGAUUACACCUGGCCCGGUGAUGCGGCCAAUGCGUCCAGCCCCAAUCUGCCUGGGAGGUUGGAUUCAGCCUCGUGAGGCUGAGUGCGGACGACAUCUGCGAAGCCAGCAAGCAAUCUUCUUUCAUCAUCAUUUUCGCUCAACCUGCUUCCCCGUGGAUAGCAGAGCUGCGUUUGACAUCACAACUAGAGCUAGCCAGCGUCGACGAAACAUGGACGGACUCAGCCUUGCCGCCAGCGUCAUCGCUGUCAUCCAACUCGCCGGAUCAUGUCUAAAGCUUUCUAGAAAGUUUCUAGGCCCAUCUGAAUUCGGUUCCUCUAGCCUAGCCUCUAUGACAACUGCUUUAUAUGGAUUCAUUGGAGCAGUGAAAACUUUCCAAACACACCUCGAGAUUUACGAUGACGACGAAGCGCGACUCAGCAGUCUGGAAACCCUCAAGCCCGUACUCAAACAGUGCGAAGGAGCGCUACAUAUUAUCGAAGAUUUUGUGGGGAAAAGCAGCUUCAUUGGGAAGCACGUUAUGGGAUCGAAGUUUGACUAUAGGGUAAAGACGUCGCUAGAGGCUUUGGGCGGAGCCAAGGAGCUAUUUGUGCUAGCUUUGCACACCGACCAACGGUAUUCCCCACACUCCACCUAAUUCUCCCGUUCCUGAUUAUCUUUUGCCUAGAACAAUUCUCCACGGAGUAGAACGAUACGUCCGCAACGUAGCAGAAGACCUUCGAGAUAUCCACGUCGUCAUCAAAAAUAACGAAGCGAAGCUAGAUGGAUUAGAUAAAGAGCAGAACAAACAAUUCAAACAAGC
This is a messenger RNA of Hyaloscypha bicolor E, 900 nucleotides long. RefSeq lists its product as uncharacterized. The transcript has a single exon. NCBI's taxonomy places the organism in Eukaryota, Fungi, Ascomycota, Leotiomycetes, Helotiales, Hyaloscyphaceae. The coding region runs from base 67 to 735 and encodes 222 amino acids. The record is from RefSeq and is a predicted model, not a curated record.